Messenger RNA from Paramuricea clavata, 2788 nucleotides. The record is from the annotation of a GenBank genome assembly. NCBI's taxonomy places the organism in Eukaryota, Metazoa, Cnidaria, Anthozoa, Malacalcyonacea, Plexauridae.
AUGCCGCAUUGUACUGUUCCUUUGUGCACAAAUGGCAGUCGAAAGACCAAAGGAACAGAUAUAAGUUAUCAUAGGUUGCCAAAUGGGCCGCUCAGAAGUGUUUGGUUGCGUAAUUUACGUCGAGAGAACCCUCGUGAGCGUGCGAAUACGUAUGUCUGCAGCGCACAUUUUGCACCCGAUUGUUUUGAACCGAAUGCUGAAGUAAUUCCUGGUUUCAAGAAACGUAAAACGCUGAAGCCAUCAGCAGUGCCAACUAUGUGUGCUUUUCCAACGAAGGGCAACGAAAACAAAACAAGAUUGUCAAGUGUGAAACAAAUACGAAAUCGGACAAGAAAGGUUUGGAGAUUCUUGUCUCACAUACUGUAUGAUAUUUCAUUUACUAAUCAAUAUACAAACAAUCCUGGCGCUUUGUGAACAAAAUGUAUACACAAUGUUGUAAAUCUUGUUAAUAUAAGAAUAUAAUUUUAAUAUACAUUUGAAGAAUACUUCAAAAACAAAGUUUGUACAAAUUCAUUAUCUAGUACUAUUUAUACAUUAAUUGUAACUUAAGGUUUGCAACAUUGAUUUGCAACAUUGACGAAAUUAUUUCGCUCUAUAUAAAAUGAAUGUGCCAAAUAACAUGUUUUAUUUUAAUUUGAAAUUUUAAUUAAACAUUUUUACCCAUGAACUGGUUACAAUUUAGCAUUUGGAAACUUUAGGAUAUUGUUGUAUUUUGCCAGGGGUCAUUAAUAUUCAUGCUAAACAUUAACCAGUCAAAUAUUCUGUUUUAUUCGUUAAUUUUAUCAAGGUUGCAAAAACAUUGGAACAAGACAUAUUUGUUCUGGAUGCAGAUAGUUGUUAUGCAAAUGAAAAUAUAGAAAGUUCAAAUGCUGAUGUGGAACAAACUACCUGUACUUCAACUCGACAUAUUGAAACUAUGACACAAGAUAAAGAGGUUCAGGUUCAACCUUUUAUUAAAACAUUUAAGACUGUUGGAACCCAAACUGAACAUUUACACAUGCAAGGAAAUACAAAAAUACACCCUGAUGACAUCAACAAAUUAUGUCACUUAGAAGAUCACAGUUACUCCUUGGGCCCAAAUAAUAAUUCUUCAACAGAUGACAAUAAAGACACGGUGGAACCAUGUACAACACCAUGCACACCAGUGACUGAAGAACAACUGACAUUGGUUGAAUGUGAUGAUGUCCAAAAUGGGGUUAUUGUGGAACUAAAGAAACAAGGACCUUCAAAUGAUGCAGAUAAUGACUCUCUGAGUGAUACCGGUUCUUCAUAUUGUCCUUCAGCUUCUGAUGAUGACUCUGAAACAGAUGAUGAAUAUUCCAUUGAUACUGCACCUGCUGUGGAAAAAAAAAUUAUUGUAUUUGAAAGUCAGUUACAUAAACUAUUAAAAAUUUGUCAACAUUGUGGUAGUCCCAUUGAUACUACAACUUAAAUAAAUCAGGGAAGUAUGGUUACAAUUGCUACAAAUUGUUUGAAUGGACAUAGUGUAUCCUGGCAAUCACAACCACUAAUCGAAGGAAAUGCAGCAGGAAACAUUUUGAUACCAGCAGCUAUUUUAUUCAGUGGAAACACCUAUAAACGCACUGUAGACUUUGCCAAGUAUCUCAACCUUCAAUUUGUUUCCUUCUCCCAUUACUAUACUACCCAGGCUACCAUUCUUUUCCCAGUAGUGCAACAUACUUGGAUAACAAGCCAGAAUGCACUGGUAAAGAAGUUAAAGCAAAGCGACAGUGUGGAUGUAUGUGGUGACGGGCGGUGCGAUAGUCCUGGGCAUUCUGCUAAAUAUGGCACAUAUACCCUGAUGGAUGAGAAAACAAACUUGAUAAUUGAAUUUAACCUUGUUCAAGUGACAGAGGUAACAUCGUCUAAUGCAAUGGAAUAUGAAGGCUGUAAGAGAACACUAAAUUCAAUUGUCAAGAAGAAGAUUCCAAUCCGAUGUCUUACAACAGAUCGUCACACAACAAUCACAGCGAAGAUGAGGACAAACUAUCCCAACAUUGUUCACCAGUAUGAUGUGUGGCAUCUUAGGAAGUGGGUGACCAAAAAGCUGUCAAAGAAGGCAAAAAAGAAAGAUUGUCAAGAGUUACUGCCAUGGAUCCAGAGUGUUUCCAACCAUUUAUGGUGGUGCUCUGUAACAUGCGAGCAGAAUGCAGAUGUCCUAAGGGAGAAGUGGUUGUCCUUGUUGCAUCACAUCACUGGUAAACACUGUUGGAGGGCCUCCAAGGAAUUUACAUUAGUAAAAAAAUGUGGCCACCCUAGAAUAAGUAGAAAAGAUCAAAAAGAGAUUGUAUGGGUUGAAAAUGGUUUCCCUGCUCAUGUUGCUUUGGAAGAAGUCAUCACAAACAAAAAGCUGCUGAAAGAUCUGGCAAAGCUAACAGAAUUCCACCACACUGGUGAGUUAGAGUCAUACCAUUCCCUUAUGACAAAAUAUGCACCUAAACGUGAGCACUUUUGUUAUAAUGGAAUGGUGGCUCGAACUCAGCUAGCCGUCUUGGACCACAAUGCCAAUGUGAACAGAGCCCAGGCAGAAGUGAAGAAAGGAUCAAAGCAAAGCGAGAAAAGGUUCAAGAUUGUUUGUGGCAAGCAGAGAAAGAACUGGGUGGCCAAGGAGAUUAAGACCCCAAAAUCCUACAGCUAUGUUGAGGGCAUGAUGAAUGAUGUAAUCUUGUGUAAGAAAGGCAAAAAAUUCAAAUACAAGCCAAAAAUUCAAGCAAAAUGUAUUGCACCAACUCCUAAGCCACCAAAACAGGAUGUCAUUGAGAAGCGGCUCAGUAAUAAACAGAAGUGA